This is a messenger RNA of Knipowitschia caucasica, 252 nucleotides long. Lineage: Eukaryota; Metazoa; Chordata; Actinopteri; Gobiiformes; Gobiidae. The record is from the annotation of a GenBank genome assembly.
AUGUCCAAAACACGCUGUAAAGUGGAAGAGAAGAGUGAAGACAUGAGCGUAAAUCCAGUCAACUCAAAUGCUCAGGAGCGAGGGCCGCAAGUCGACUGGAGAACCGUGGCCUGGAGGACCGUGGCCUGGAGGACCGUGGCCUGGAGGACCGUGGACUGGAGGACCGUGGACUGGAGGACCGUGGCCUGGAGGACCGUGGCCUGGAGGACCGUGGCCUGGAGGACCGUGGCCUGGAGGACCGUGGCGGACUGA